Oryzias melastigma (Indian medaka) is the source of this 1292-nucleotide messenger RNA. Its product is annotated as DNA damage-inducible transcript 4-like protein. Gene Ontology annotation, cellular component: cytoplasm. The record is from RefSeq and is a predicted model, not a curated record. Bases 209 to 790 code for a protein of 193 amino acids. The transcript has 3 exons. Lineage: Eukaryota; Metazoa; Chordata; Actinopteri; Beloniformes; Adrianichthyidae. Gene Ontology annotation, biological process: negative regulation of signal transduction.
GCGGAAGGUAUAAAUGUUCCUGGGACUUUCUGGCGAUGCAGUGAGUUUUGUUACCGUGUGUGUUAGGAAGAGGAAGCGCGUGCGUGCGAGCAAGAGAGAGAAUGAUAAUUUAUUAAAGAAAAUAGUUUAAAGUAACUUAUUUUGCACUUUAUAAUUUUCAAGGCAGCUUUGAGGACUCGACACUCCGGGAGGUAAACCGACUGUCACCAUGGUUGCCACCAGCACAUUAAAGACCAAAAGCAGUGAUUGUGUGUCUGAGUUGGUUGAACGAAGAUAUGACCAGGUUUGCAUAGAAAAAGAGCUGGAUUUCUGGGAUCACUGCCUGGCUGAGCCACAGAGGACGCCGGACGUCACAGAGGACAGAACCUGUCACCAGCUGGCCAAAAUGUUUGAAAGCUGCCUGUCCCGUGCGAAGAAAACCACGCUGCACUGCUCCUUCGUGCUGGUUCCAGAGAAGCUGACGCGGAGGAUAGCCCGCGAGGUCCUGCGCCUGGCUUCCUGCGAGCCCUGCGGCCUGCGGGGCUGUGUCCUCUACGUCCACCUGGAGGUGGAGAAGGGCUGCAAGCAGCUGGAGAGAAUCGCCUACGACGCCACGGUGGUGCCCACCUUCGAGCUGACGCUGGUGUUCAAGCAGGACGGCACGGCCUGGCCCAGCUUGAGGGACUUCCUCUUCAUGGGGUCGUGCUUCGCCCCGACUUUCAGACAUGUGCUGAAGCUGAGCCCGGGCUUCCGGAUAGUCAAGAAAAAGCUGUACUCCUCCUCGGCUGGUACCGUGAUUGAGGAGUGCUGAACUUUGUGGGGGUGGAUGGAGUGACACCCCGCCCCCAUGGCGGUGCUACAUUUCCUAGUGUUUUUGUAAAACAAUUUCAGUUCAGCUUGAUUUAAAAUGUAAAAUUUUCAUUUUAUUUGAGCAUCUAUUGUUCAAGCACUUUUAAUUUUCUUUUUUUUUUUUCUCAAAUGAAUGUUACCUGUUCACAUCAACAUGUUAGAGGGGGGGCGUACUUUGGGAACACUUUUUUGCUAACGACACUAGCCACUUUGUUAAUGCGUCUGCGUGUUUCCAGAUGCAUUGAAUGUUCGCUUUAAGGGCUGCAGAGUUUUUAAGCUUCAUGGAUGAUGCUGCUGUCAUGGUGUGGGCUGCUCACACUCGCCUUAAAUGUCCUGGACAUGUACGUUCACUUGGAUUGCAGCCACUUUGUGUGAAUGUUUUACUGUUUUAUACCGCCUCCCCCAGAAACCUUUACCGUGCGAAGACCUUUAUUUAUAAUUAAACGUCUGGUUCAAGCAAACCA